Oncorhynchus nerka (sockeye salmon) is the source of this 1503-nucleotide messenger RNA. RefSeq lists its product as uncharacterized. The record is from RefSeq and is a predicted model, not a curated record. The transcript is spliced from 2 exons. Lineage: Eukaryota; Metazoa; Chordata; Actinopteri; Salmoniformes; Salmonidae. The coding region runs from base 1 to 1503 and encodes 500 amino acids.
AUGCCCUCUGUGCCAUCUGCGGUGCCCCCCGCCCCCUGGCCCUCCUCCACCUCCCACUCCUCCUACUCAGAGCUGGCUCCAUACCACCGUACCGCCAUACCACCGUACCUCCAUACCACCGUCCCUCCGUACCACCGUACCUCCGUACCACCAUACCACCGUAACUCCAAACCACCGUACCACCGAACCUCCGUACCACCGUACCUCCAAACCACCGUACCUCCGUACCGCCGUACCGCCGUACCUCCGUACCACCGUACCUCCGUACCACCGUACCACCGUACCUCCGUACCACCGUACCUCCGUACCACCGUACCACCGUACCUCCGUACCACCGUACCACCGUACCUCCGUACCACCGUACCUCCAAACCCCCGUACCGCCGUACCGCCAUACCACCGUCCCUCCGUACCACCGUACCUCCGUACCACCGUACCUCCAAACCACCGUACCUCCAAACCACCGUACCUCCAUACCACCGUACCACCGUACCUCCGUACCGCCAUACCUCCGUACCUCCAAACCACCAUACCUCCAAACCACCGUACCUUCAUACCUCCAAACCACCAUACCACCGUACCUCCGUACCGCCAUACCACCAUACCUCCGUACCGCCAUACCACCAUACCUCCAAACCACCGUACCUCCGUACCGCCAUACCUUCAUACCUCCAAACCACCAUACCACCGUACCUCCGUACCGCCAUACCUCCAAACCACCGUACCUCCAAACCACCGUACCUCCAUACCACCGUACCACCGUACCUCCGUACCGCCAUACCACCAUACCUCCAAACCACCGUACCUCCGUACCGCCAUACCUUCAUACCUCCAAACCACCAUACCACCGUACCUCCGUACCGCCAUACCACCAUACCUCCAUACCUCCAAACCACCAUACCUCCAUACCACCGUACCUCCGUACCGCCAUACCACCGUACCUCCGUACCGCCAUACCACCGUACCUCCAAACCACCGUACCUCCGUACCACCGUACCUCCGUACCGCCGUACCUCCGUACCGCCGUACCGCCGUACCACCGUACCUCCGUACCACCAUACCUCCAAACCACCGUACCUCCAUACCACCGUACCUCCGUACCGCCAUACCACCGUACCUCCGUACCACCGUACCUCCGUACUGCCAUACCACCAUACCUCCAAACCACUGUACCUCCAUACCACCGUACCUCCGUACCGCCAUACCACCAUACCUCCAAACCACUGUACCUCCAUACCUCCGUACCUCCAAACCACCAUACCUCCAAACCAACGUACCUCCGUACCGCCAUACCACCAUACCUCCAAACCACCGUACCUCCAUACCUCCAAACCACCGUACCUCCGUACCGCCAUACCGCCAUACCACCAUACCUCCAUACCUCCAUACCAUUACAAUCCUAAUCCAUGACUCUGACGGUACACAGACCCCCCUCUGCAAAGGCAGACUCCCUCCCCCAGUGGGACUGCUGGGGCUUGGGGGCUCCACAGUACUGCUUCUAUGA